GGUCUUCUCUUCAUCAUCUCAUCACCAUCUCGACAAUCAACCUCAAGAGAGUUUUCAGGGUCCGGCCUGCGACCAGCUCAUCAAAGUCUUACUUUCGGUAUCUAGACAAUCAAUCUCUAUCCUGUCCAGAAUCCUGCAAUAACGGAACCAACCGUGUCUAGUGGCUCAAAUCGGCAACUAUACGAUCUCCAUUUCGUCUGCCUAAGAUAAGGUGUUGUAACAUAGGUACCUAUGGAGUUGUAACUUCGUCAAAAAGUCCUCAUUCAUCGCUCUUUCGCCCGAUCAGCAGCUAUUCGAUUCUCAAAAUCAGUCUUUCUGUUCUCUUUUCGUUUCAUCGGGCCAUCUCACUCACCUCGACACAAAUGAAGUAGACAGCCGACUCACCGACCACAUCAACUCCCCAACCAAAGUGGUUACACUACACCAUAACCAUCACAACACGCCAUCAUCAUCACCAUCAUCAUGGCUCCCCUAGCCAGCGAACCCCGCCAAGUCCGAGUGGUCCUCGACCUCCCCAAGCGCAAGGCACUCUACACACUUGUCGUCGAAACGACAGAUUGGAUGCAAUCCCAGCUCAUUCUCAAAAACCCCAAUCAGAACCCCAACCAGACCAGCACCUCCCGGCAACAAUCCAGAUCCUCAGGUCCAUCUCUCCUCAACAACUUGGAUAACGACGACGCCGGACAAACUGGCCCUCCUCUACCCAGCCGACCAAGCGCCAGUCCGCGCUCCAACUCCAAUUUCAGUGGCAGUGACAAAAUCGGCCCCCUCCGCGCCGCCGCCCUAUCCCACUUCGACACCUGGCGCCCCUCGUUACUACAAUCCCUCAAAGACCUCCUCAGCCCCGCCGAUUCUACGCAAGAAAUCGACGCCCGACGACAGCGCUCCGAUCGGCUGGCCAGGCAAAGAUUGGAGUCCCCAGCGCCUGGUGAGAACUUGAUUGAUUUCGGCGAUCUUCUCGGUCCGGUAGCCGUGGAAGACGGCAAAGCCAAGGCUCUAAGGCAGCGACAGAGGGAGGUGGCGGCUUUGCAAAGCAGAUACCAUGCGAUCCCGACGAGGUUGUCGGCUGCAAGUCAGGAGGAUAGGGAGGAAGUGGUGGUUUGCCUUUUGUUGAUGUUGCUGUCAAGUGGCAAGUAUACAGCAGAGUCAAGGACGUUCUUGGUGUACCUGUGCUCCGCCUUGGAGUUGCCGCUUUCCUUCCUGAACUCCCAAGAGGCAGAGGUAGCUACCAGCUUGGUCGAGUCCUCGACAAGUCCAGAGGCACGGGAACAACAAAUGUCAGCAGCCAAAGAGGCAGAAGAACGGAAGAAGGCCAAUCAAGUGGGCCGAUUCUGGAAAGUUGGCCUGGCUUCCGUUGCAGGAGCAGCCAUCAUCGGUGUUACGGGCGGCCUUGCCGCACCGGCCGUGGCGGGGGUUAUUGGCGGGUUGAUGGGUAGUGUCGGCUUGGGAGGCGUGGCCAGUUUCCUGGGAGUGUUUUGGAUGAACGGUGCGUUGGUGGGAACACUUUUCGGUGCUCUGGGCGCACAAAUGACGGGAGAGAUAGUGGAUCAGUAUGCGCGCGAAGUCGAGGACUUUGCGUUUCUGCCAUUGUCUGGCGGUACGAACCAGGAGAGGUUGAGGCUAACGAUUGGUAUCAACGGGUGGUUGACCGAGUCACUUUCUUCGUUGACUGCUCCCUGGUCGGCGCUGGAUCCGAGGUCGUCGAACCUGUUUGCGCUGCGGUAUGAGGUUGCGGCGAUGUUGAAUCUGGGCAAUGCCAUGAAGGCAAUGGUCACGAGCGCGGCGUGGACAUAUGUCAAGGUCGAGCUGCUGAAGCGCACGGUGCUGGCGACGUUGUGGUCAGCUUUAUGGCCGAUUUCGCUGCUGUCGAUGGCGUCGGCGCUGGAUAACCCUUUCUCUCUGGCGAAAAACCGGUCGGAGAAGGCGGGCAAGAUUCUGGCGGAUGCGCUGAUCAAUCGAGUGCAGGGUGAACGGCCGGUGACGCUGAUCGGGUAUUCUCUAGGUGCAAGGGUUAUUUACUCUUGCUUGCGUACGCUGGCGGAGCGGAGGGCAUUCGGACUUGUUGAUGAGGUCAUCCUCAUUGGUGCACCGGUGCCGAGCGAUAGGGAUGCGUGGGAGACGAUGAGGAGCGUAGUCAGUGGCAAGCUGUGGAAUGUGUGCUCGGGUAAUGAUUAUCUCCUGGGCUUUAUUUACCGGACCAGUUCCAUUCAGUUGGGCGUGGCGGGACUGCAGGAGAUCAGGGGUAUUGAGGGUGUUGAAAAUCUUGAUCUGACGGGCACGGUCAAGGGACACAUGCGUUAUCCGGACAUCUUGGGUAAGAUUCUGGAGAAGUGUGGUGUUGAAAUUAAGGAAGGAUUUGGAGGCGAGAUUGAAGCUGAGCAGGAUCUCACGAGGGAGGAAGAAAUCAUUCUGGCAGAUAUGGAGGCCCAAGGAAAGCUUCCCGCGCUUGUCACGAAAAAAAGCAACCAGGAGGGCGGAUUGGUUGACUUUGGGGAAGACGAGCAUCAGUCGCAUCAUGAUCCGCCGCCCAAGUACGCAGUGAUGGAUCCAUAUGCCUCUUCCUCGAGGCCGUUGAUGGAGCAGCAGCAAGAGGAACAAACACCGCCGCUACCACCGAGACCCCAACCCCAACGGACUACCAUGGCCAAACCUACCUCGUCACUCCAAGCCAGCAGCAACAACCCUCUAGGCUAUUCUAGUCCAUCAUCAUCAUCCAAACCAGCCGCGGAUGACAACUUCUCCAGCCAGUUCCUCUCUGGCCCAUCCUCAACAUCCACAUCCUCUGCGCUCUCCGAUCUAGCAUCUCUGUCACUCACUCCUCAACAAUUCACCUCUACUACCAAUGCGGCCGCCGCUACCCGAUCCCAGCCAUCACAGCCCAACAACCCCCAUCUCCUCCUCCUCCCUUCAGACCAACAACCAAAACCGCUCGGCCGGUCCACCACCACAUCAACCGGUUCCGAUUUCUCUACCGUCCGCGAUGUGCCAGCGAUUCAUCGCAGCAACACUGCCCCCAUUAAGCAAGAUAUUCCGCGGGGUAUCCCCCUUGUCAGCAGCAGCAGCAGGCCGUCGCCACCUGUGCAGUCCAAGUCCGAACCAUUAAAGAAUAGCAUUGGGGAGGAUGAUAGUAGUGAUGAUGACACUGGACGAUAUGGAAUUAAGAUGGUUGAUAAUGAUGAUAGCGAGGGCGAGUUGGGGUUUGUAGAGCCGAUUCCCAUGGAGGAGGAAGGGAGUGGUCACAGUGGUCACAGUGGGCAUGGAGGUAGGAGGUAAAAGGAAAGGAGAGGAAGCGUCUUUGCGUGGGGUGGGUUGAAAGCAAUGUUUGUGGUUUUUCAAUGGUCCAACCGUUCAAUGGUGAAGUUAGGUUGAGUGAUGAGGGUCCCGCUCUGCCGUAGAGAAACCUGGCUCGGGAGUGAUGGAUUUUUAUUGAGGAGAAAAAAAUAUUGAAUCAGUGGAAAAGGGAUUCGCGAAAAGGAGUGAAGAGAAAGCUGGAAGGAAAGAUGAUAGGUUUAUACACGCUUUCUUAAGUUGGUAUAUAGUAACGGUAUUCAACUAAAGCUCAUCGGCAUC
This is a messenger RNA of Neurospora hispaniola, 3570 nucleotides long. RefSeq names its product DUF726-domain-containing protein. The coding region runs from base 463 to 3273 and encodes 936 amino acids. The record is from RefSeq and is a predicted model, not a curated record. The transcript has a single exon. NCBI's taxonomy places the organism in Eukaryota, Fungi, Ascomycota, Sordariomycetes, Sordariales, Sordariaceae.